This is a messenger RNA of Nematocida homosporus, 507 nucleotides long. RefSeq lists its product as uncharacterized. The record is from RefSeq and is a predicted model, not a curated record. NCBI's taxonomy places the organism in Eukaryota, Fungi, Microsporidia. The coding region runs from base 1 to 507 and encodes 168 amino acids. The transcript has a single exon.
AUGCAGAGAAUAUGGAUAGUUAAAGAUGUAAAAGAUGUAAUGGUAGUUAAAGAUGGGGUUUUAGUUGUAUUGGUGGGAGUGAGUGGGUAUGGGAUGGUGGUUGAUGGAAAUUUAGAGGGAUUGAAAAUUGGAGUGGAGUUGCGUAAUCUAAAGGAAAUAAGAGAUGUUUUGGAAAUAGUAGAUAAUAGUAGUAGUGGUGGUGGUAGUGGUGAUAGUAGUGGUUUGAGUGGUGGUGAAGAAGAAGAAGAGGUAUGGCGGGGUUUAGAGCGGUGGUUAAGUAGGGAGGAUAUUGCUUUGGUGAAGGAGAGGUUGAGUGGUGUUAGUAGUGGUGUUAGUAGUGGUGUUAGUAGUGGUGAGGAUAAGGAUAGUGAGGAUGGUGAGGAUAAGGAGAGUGUGGAUAGUGUGGAUGAGAAAGUUAAACGGUUUAAGUUGGCUGAGAAUGAGGGCGUGGUAGGUGGAGAGGAUAGAGAGUGGGAGAUUAUUAAGCAGUGUAUUUUGAAAAAGUAG